CAGCCGGGGGGAUGCGGCUGCCUCCCCCGGCCGGUGUGUAGAGAGGGCGGGUCCCCAGCCUCGGGAGCGCGGCGGUGGAGGGACAGAGGCGGCGGCCAUGGCGACCCCCGGCAACCUGGGGUCCUCCGUCCUGGCGAGCAAGACCAAGACCAAGAAGAAGCACUUCGUAGCGCAGAAAGUGAAGCUGUUUCGGGCCAGCGACCCGCUGCUCAGCGUCCUGAUGUGGGGAGUCAACCACUCGAUCAAUGAACUGAGCCAUGUUCAAAUCCCUGUUAUGUUGAUGCCAGAUGACUUCAAAGCCUAUUCGAAGAUAAAGGUGGACAAUCACCUUUUUAACAAAGAAAACAUGCCGAGCCAUUUCAAGUUUAAAGAAUACUGUCCGAUGGUUUUCCGUAAUCUGCGGGAGAGGUUUGGAAUCGAUGAUCAAGAUUUCCAGAAUUCCCUGACCAGGAGCGCACCCCUUCCCAAUGACUCCCAGGCUCGCAGCGGAGCUCGUUUCCACACUUCCUACGACAAGAGAUACGUCAUCAAGACCAUUACGAGUGAAGAUGUCGCCGAAAUGCACAACAUCCUGAAGAAAUACCACCAGUAUAUAGUGGAAUGUCAUGGGAUCACUCUUCUUCCCCAGUUCUUGGGCAUGUACCGGCUAAAUGUCGAUGGAGUUGAAAUAUAUGUGAUUGUUACAAGAAAUGUGUUCAGCCACCGUUUAUCUGUAUAUAGGAAAUACGAUUUAAAGGGCUCGACAGUGGCCAGAGAAGCUAGUGACAAAGAAAAGGCCAAAGAACUGCCAACUUUAAAGGAUAAUGAUUUCAUUAAUGAGGGCCAAAAGAUUUAUAUUGAUGACAACAACAAAAAAGUGUUCCUGGAAAAACUGAAAAAGGAUGUUGAGUUUCUUGCCCAGUUAAAGCUCAUGGACUACAGCCUCCUGGUGGGAAUUCACGAUGUUGAGAGAGCUGAACAAGAAGAGGUUGAGUGUGAAGAGAAUGACGGGGAGGAGGAAGGGGAAAGCGAUGGGACCCACCCCGUGGGAACCCCUCCAGACAGUCCAGGAAACACGCUGAACAGCUCACCGCCCUUGGCUCCGGGGGAAUUUGAUCCCAACAUUGAUGUUUAUGGAAUAAAAUGCCAUGAAAGCUGGUGCAGAGAUCUCGACGGUGAACCCAGAACAGUAUUCAAAGCGCUUUUUGGACUUUAUUGGCCACAUCUUGACGUAACCUCCCAGGCUGCCUUGGACGGACGUGCACUGUGGGAAGAACAGAGGUGGCUUCAAUGUAGGAAAAAUGAAAACCAAACUCAGCGAAGCACUCAUCUUACAGGAAGCAAACCUCCGUGUUUACAUCUUCAGGCCAAGAUGACUGAUUUGGGGGCUACUCGCUUUAACAGCUACCUGAUAUUUCCCAGCAUAGUUCUAGCUAUUUCUGACUUUUUUUUUAAUGUGUGCAUUUUAAAAAGAAAAAUUAAUUAACUAAAACAGACCAGCUUCCGUCAGAGUGUGCUGUGGCAGCAGCCCUCUGAUCCCAGCUGUGGCAGAAGGAAUGAAUGAAGGAAUGAAUGUGUGAAUGAGUACAUGUGGGGGAGGAGGAAACGCAUGUCAGACCAGCCGUGUUGGCAUUCCGCGAUAAACUGUGGAUCAGUUUUUUUUUUUUUUUUUUUAUUGAAAGAUGUGAGACAGUAUUCAUAAUAAUAAUGAAGAUAAUAAUGAUGGUGAUUAAAAAGGAAAAAAAAAAAACCUUACUGCAAAUGUUACCCUUCUACCCCGCACGCUGACACUCCUUAAUAGUUGUAACACAAGCCCCUGGGCACCAGCGGGAGGUGCUGGCCUCCCCUGGGUGCCCUGUGCCUCUGCACGGUGCAUCGGGACCCCUGGCCCGGGUGUGGCCAUCCUCUUCCGGCAAGAAGCGGGUGCCCUGCUGACUCUGUCCAUUUCCACCUCGGUUACUUAUGUCCAGAAAAACUGCAUUCUUCUCGUUUCUUACCUGGAACUUCUUCAUUGUUACCCUCUUAUGUUGCAAUAUAGGAAUUAAUGCUAUAAAAUACAAAUAAACUUACCUGGAAAGUGCAUAGUUCGGGGCAAUGGUAUCUACAUCUCCACCCGGGGGAAGGCAAGCCAAGCGUUAGGACCCUUGAUUCUCCUGCUACCAAAUGAUGCAAAUCUGAGUUCUAAGAUGUUUAUGUUGGACCAUUUUUUCACCAGUGGUAUUUUGUUAUGAAUUAUCCCUUUAAACUGAAACCCUCGAUUUUACUGUUUACAUUAUUAGGAAAACAGGGAUAUUUUUGAAUCUAAAAAUUUAAUGUACAGCGUGUGAUUUUUGAAGUUUACAUGUAAAGUGAUUUUACAGUGUAGGUGAAAUAAUGUUUGUCGUAUUUUGAGCUGUCUCAUGCAGUCAUGUUUUUGAGUGAAUGUCUUUAUGCAAAGUCCAUGGUAGAGCAUAUUUUACAACAAAGGGAAAAGAGUGGUUUUGUUUUCUCCAGGUAGACAUUUAUCAACCUAAUGAUUUUUUUUUAAUAUUUAACCCAAGUCUGGUCAUGUAAAUUCAUUGCCCUAAACUGUGCUGAUUUGUGUUUAAUCAAGUUAUAAAUUUCCAGUAUCAAUCAUGUAUUUACCAACCUUUCCUGCAUUUUCUGAAAGGCAUUGAGCUAAAAUAUUAGACUUGCUUAGAAUAGGUUAUCAACUUAUACACUGUGCUAAAGCUGUGCCUUUGAAAUUCUUCGUUUAAAACAGAUGAUAUUUGUAGGCAGUUUCAGAAAGAAAAAAAAAAAACCUUCAAUAAUUACUUAUAACUCAACAAACCCCACUUGCCAUAAUGCCUCUUCCAGUAACUUCAGUGCUGUUAAGACCGAGGUUAUGCACCAUGUAUGUGGAUUUUCUUCAGAAAGCACGAGUUGAGUAGCAAAUCACAGGACCUUUGGAAGCCAGCAGCAAUGCCAUCUCUACUACUCUCUAAUGAAUUUACAUAGAGCUGUUACCCUCAACAGAUGAUGUUAACGCCACUGUAAUAUAGCUGUACAAAUCUGUAUCUUAUGUAUUUAAAUUAAUCGAUACUGUGAUUUGAUCCCCGCCCCCCCCCCCCCCGCCCCAUUAAUUCGGGCAUCAAACCAGUUUCAGUAUUCUGAAGUUAUACUGUGGUUUCUUUGGCCCAAGACUACAAAAGAGAGACCCUGAAGUGAAGAUAAGGUACAGAUACAUUAUUUGAAUAAUUAUUUCCUUUGUGGCCAAUCUGUGUAUGCUUUUAGAAGUUUACAAAAUGCUUUAUUUUUGUCUGUAACAGUCUCUGUCAUUCAUUCCUGUUGAUAAACUGUUUAUUUGGACAGAGUGAGGAAGUUUGCAUUGUAUCUCCUAGUGCUAAAAAUACACUCCAGACAGGAGCAGGGCUUUAUAAAAUAAAGCACUUUGAUGACUCACAAGGUGAAUCCUUUGUUUCCUCUCUUUCGAUUGUGUUUCUCUCUACUGCAGACGGAUUUUAAGUACCCCGUACUGAGAGUGUCUGUAGCUAAUCCUUGAAGAAGUAAACAUGCAGUCGAAUCUUUUCACUUUUUGAGCUCCAGCCUUUGGUAAUAUGUAGUCUUUCUGUCUAGAAAUAUUUUAUUAGUAAAUAAUAGAAACUUCCAUGACGAAACUGACUUACUGAAAGAUGAACAAGCAGAACUACAGUUCUGUGCAUCAGCAUUUUUUGAUAUUUUAUUGGGAUACCGUUGAUGAUAGGAGUCUUUUUCAUAGCAUUUCAUUGUGGUGGCAGGUGAGCAAACACAGUUCUGCUACAUGAAAACAUACUUGUUUUAACAUGAUUGAAAUAUUAGGGAACACUUUGAACAUAAUGCAGAGUUCUCAUUUGCCAAUGUUCAGUUUUGUUUGCAAGAAACAUUUGGUGAACAUAGAAAACCGCCCCGCUGAACAGAGCUAGGUAGGAAUACACAGAACACAUACCUCGAACAGCUAACAGCUACCUCAGUUCUCCACGUGCGCUAGAGCCACACCCACCCACACCUGGAAUGACAACUUUCUAUCUGAUUUCAAGUAGAUUCUACCACUUCACAAUGACCUAACAGCUGCAAGCGUUCCAAAGUCCACUACUACCAGUAAAUUUCAGGAUUUUUUCAAGAUAAAGUGUCAUGUUUAUUAUGGUAUUUAUGUAUUUCCUAACCCUUUAACAUAUAACUUGCUAAUGUUUUUAUCGGGUUCCAAUUUUUUUAUGUGUCACUGAUGAUGUUUUUGGGUGUGGUAUUCUAGUCCCAUUUUUCCCAUAAGCCCAGUGGUUUUGUCACUUGAUUUUGAAGAAUGGAGACUUUUAGGAACAUGCAUGUCACGUUGUAGCAGAGCUUACUGUAGUCAGCAGAGAGUUUUCAUUCAAUUUUCCUUGUGGAAAGUUGUAAUGUGAACAUUCUUUUUCCCUUCAUUUUGAUUACGUAAUUUCCUGAGUUCAGAAUCACAGUGGUCCCAGAAUAUUAGUUAUUUCUAAUUCAUAAAAGUACAAAAAUUGGUAUGAAGCAUUAAUCCUUAAUACAACAUUUUUAGAAAUAGUGAUUAAGAGUUAAGUGCAAGAGAGUGGGAGCUGUAGGUAAUGUACCAUGUGGAUGUAUAUAAUGAAGAGAAGGAAAAGCCAAGAGGUUAAACAUGGAAUUAAACUCUUCAGAGUUCUCUCUUAACAUGCAGUGGACUCUGAAGGCCUUCAGCGCCACCAACACAGCCUUUCUGUGAAAUUUUAAUUAGCACAAAAUCAGUAAUCAAAGUGUGUACCAUAUGUGUACACCCUGCCCCAGCAACCCUGUCUCUCCCUCUGUCCUCAUCCCCUUGAAGAGCGUGUUACUCAGCUCUGACCUUAGGAUGUAGAGACUGCUGUGUUUAAAACGUAAAACAUUUUCCCUGAAGCACAGAAACUCUGCUGUACCUUUGAAUGCUCAUGAACAGGAGUCGCUUGCAUGGCCUUGUUCCGCCUCGGCUGGCCCCAGCUCAUCAUAAUAAACUGGUGUCUUUAACGGUAUAUUAAAGAGGUGCUCACAGUAAAGUCACACAGAAGGCCAAGGCAGUGUCUCCGGAAAAAUGGAAUUAAUAAGUUACCUGGAGUGGUUUUUAAAUGUUCUUUCAUAAAAUGAAACUCGCAAGUGUAAACUGGGUACCUUUUUAUCUAAGCUGGGUGCCCUACCAAAGUUUGUGCUAGUCUUGAUUUUGCCAUUCUGUAAAAAUCUUGCCAAAAGGUAGUAAAUUACAAAAAUUACAUUCUUUGUAAUUUUUUUUCUCGCUCUUGCAACACUUGUGUUUAAUUUCAUGAGAGAAGGGACAACAGAUGAGAAUUUCUCAGACCCACUUUGAUAUAUUUCUGUGUUUUAUAGAAUCCGAGAUUUGUUGCUGGAAGAGGUUUACAGAUCAUUAAGCACACAUCCCUCAGUUACAGAUGAGGAACCCUUGGCCCCGAAAGGCUAAGUGGCUUGUUUAAGAUCAUGUGCUAGUUGUGAGAAAUACAGGGUUGAAGCUGAGCUCUCCGCUGCAACCCAAGAAUGAAAGAUGAGUGCCAUGAGCAAUGGAUCUACUACCCUCCGGGAACCCCCGGGCUCACCAUCGCUCUUCCUUUGUCAAGGCCUUUGUCCUUCGUCUCCAUUUGGAGACCCCUGGCUGGCAUGGAGAUGCUCCUAGAUUUUAAAGCCAAGAGUGUUCUCCCACACUGUUUUUGAAAGUUAAUCUUUAUUAUUCCAUUUUCCUACCCUUUUCUCUUAAUCUAUAGUCCCUGGUGAUGCAAACAGUUAAUGCAUUAAGCUGCAAACCAAAAUGUUGAAUGUUCAAGACCACCCAGAGGCUCCUGUUGUUAUGUUACAUGUUAACAAAUUAAAAAACCUAGUUUAAAUGGGGAAACUACCAAACCUAACUCAAGAAGAAAUAAAAACUCUGAAUAGAUCAAUAACAAGGAGAUCGAAUUAGUAAUUUUAAAACUUCCCACAAAAAUAAAGUUCAGGCCCAGAUGGUUUCCCUAGUGAAUUCUACCAAAUGUUUAAAGAAGAAUUAGUAUCAACCAUUCACAAACUCUUCCAAGACAUUAAAGAGGAGGAACAAUUCUGAACUCAUGCAGAAAGGCCAGCAUUACCCUGAUACCAAAAUCAGACAAAGACAUCACAAGAGAAGGAAAGUAUAUCCCUCAUGAAUACAGACACAAAAAUUCUCAAGAAAAUACUAGCAAACUGAAUCAAGCAACAUAUAAAAAGGAUUAUACACCAUGACCAAAUGGAAUUUCUCCCAGGAAUGCAAGCUUGGUUUAAUAUCCAAAAAUUGAUGAAUUGUGACAUGUCGUAUUAAUAACACAAAACACUUGAAUAUCUCAAUUGAUGCUGAAAAAGUAUUUGACGAAAUCCAACACCGUUUCAUGAUAAAAACACUCAACAAACUAAUUUUAUCAACCUGAUAAAGGGCAUCUAUGAAAAAACCACAGCUAACAUCAUACUUAAUGGUGAAUACUGCAUGCCUUCCCCUUAAGAUCAAGAAUAAGACAAGGAUGUCCACUAUUGGCAGUUUAAUUCAAUGUUUAAGCAAGUAAAUGAAAUAAGACAUCCAUAUUGAAAGGAAAAAAAAAAAUUCUCUAGUUGCAGAUGACAUGAUCUUAUAAGUGGAAAAUCCUAAGGAAUCUAACAGAAAUAAAAAACUAUCAGAGCUAACAAGUUCAGCAAGGGUUCAGGAUUCAAGAUCAACAUACAAAAAUUUAUUUCUGUACACUAGUAAUGAACAAUCCAGAAAUGAAAUAAAGAAAACAAUUCCAUUUACAAUAGCAUCAAAACGAAUGAAAAACUUAGGAAUAAAUUUAACAAAAGAAGCACAAGAGAUUAAAAUGUGGACAUCUCUCGGGAGCUGUUAAUCUGCCUACCACAGCUGUAAACAACUUUAUCCCAUAAAUUUAACAACUUAGAUGAAAUGGAUAAAUUCCUUGAAAGACACAAACUGCCAAAACUCAUUCAAGAAGGAAUAGACAACGUGAAUAAAUCUCAUCUAUGAAAGAAAUUGAAUUCAUAGCUUAAGACCUCUUCCCUUCCCCCUCCCGCUAAAAAAAAACUUCCCGACCCAAAUGGCUUCACUGCAAAAAUCUACCAAACACUUAGGAAAAAAUUGAUAUGAAUUAUAAACUCUUCCAAAAGAGGAGAGAUCCUUUACAACUCAUUUUAUGAGGCCGUCAUUACCCCAAUACAAAAUAACAGAUAAAGACAUGGCAAUAAAAUAAUUCUACAGACCAAUAUGCUUCAUGAACAUAGACACAAAAAUUCUCAACAAAAUACUGGCAAAUCAAAUCCAGUAUUAUAUAACAAUACACCAUGACCAAGUGAGGUUUAUCCCAGGAACACAAGCCUGGUUCAACAUUUCAAAGGUCUGUUAGUGUAAUUUACCGUAUCAAUAGAGUAGAGAAGAAAAAACAUGAAAUCAUCCAAUAUAUACAGAAAAAAAGCAACAAAAUUCAACAUCCACUCAUGAUUUAAAAAAAAAAAAAAAAAAACUUUUUAAAGUUCAACAAACCAGAGAA
Messenger RNA from Loxodonta africana (African savanna elephant), 7493 nucleotides. RefSeq names its product phosphatidylinositol-5-phosphate 4-kinase type 2 alpha (gene PIP4K2A). The record is from RefSeq and is a predicted model, not a curated record. Lineage: Eukaryota; Metazoa; Chordata; Mammalia; Proboscidea; Elephantidae. Gene Ontology annotation, molecular function: 1-phosphatidylinositol-5-phosphate 4-kinase activity; 1-phosphatidylinositol-4-phosphate 5-kinase activity. The coding region runs from base 98 to 1465 and encodes 455 amino acids. Gene Ontology annotation, biological process: phosphatidylinositol phosphate biosynthetic process. Gene Ontology annotation, cellular component: plasma membrane. The transcript has 9 exons.